AAGAACCCGUAGACACAUACAAAUAGUUGAAAUCAUUCACCAGCUUUCUCAGACACACACCAAAGCAAAAAUCAAGAAAGAAAAAAAAAUGGCAUUUUUUCUAAACAUUUUUCUUCUAGCAGUUCUUGUAAUGAUCAUCCUCUUAAUUAUAUCUUCAUAUUCAACAAAAAAGAUCCAAGAAACCACCGCAAAUGGUCCAAGAGCGUAUCCACUCAUUGGCUCCACACUCUCUUUCAACAAAAACCGUCACCGUCUUCUCCAAUGGUACACCGAGCUCCUCCGUCUCUCUCCGUCACAGACCAUCUCAAUUCCUCUCCUUGGAAACCGUCGCACCAUCGUCACAGCUAACCCAGAAAACGUAGAAUACAUUCUCAAAACAAAAUUCUUCAACUUCCCAAAAGGGAAACCUUUCACCGAUCUUCUCGGUGAUCUCCUCGGAAAAGGCAUUUUUAACGUCGACGGUCAUGCAUGGAGCUCGCAGCGUAAACUCGCCAGCCACGUGUUUUCUGCUCGUUCGCUCAGGAGUUUCUCUUUCGAGGUUCUUAAGGAAGAGGUCGAGAACCGCCUCGUACCGGUGCUUUUGGCGGCGGCUGAUGCUGGUACGGCAGUUGACUUGCAAGAUGUUUUGAAACGUUUUGCUUUCGAUGUUGUUUGUAAAGUCUCUUUGGGUUGGGAUCCGGAUUGUUUGGAUUUGACCCGUCCCGUUAACCCACUAGCCGAGGCCUUUGAUACGGCUGCUGAGAUUAGUGCUCGCCGUGCGACGGAGCCGGUUUACGCUGUUUGGAAAGUGAAGAGAGCGUUGAACGUGGGAAGCGAGAGGAGGUUGAGAGAAGCGAUUAGGACCGUACACGUGUUGGUGUCCGAGAUUGUCAGAGCUAAGAGGAAGAGUCUUGAGAUAGGGACCGGAGAAGAAGCCAAACAAGAUCUUCUGUCGAGGUUUCUAGCCGCCGGCCACGACGGAGAAUCGGUGAGAGACAUGGUUAUUAGUUUCAUCAUGGCGGGAAGGGAUACGACUUCUGCGGCGAUGACGUGGCUGUUUUGGUUGUUGUCUGAAAACGGUGACGUGGAGAGGAAGCUUCUAGAGGAAGUGGACCCGUUGAUAAGUUUAGGGCUAGGGUUUGAGGAACUGAAAGAGAUGAGCUACACGAAGGCUUGCUUAUGUGAAGCCAUGAGGCUUUAUCCACCUGUGUCGUGGGACUCUAAGCAUGCUGCAAACGACGACGUUUUGCCUGACGGCACACGUGUUAAGAAAGGAGAUAAGGUGACUUAUUUCCCGUACGGUAUGGGGAGGAUGGAGAAUCUGUGGGGGAAGGACUGGGAUGAGUUUAAACCAAGCCGGUGGUUUGACUCUAAACCUGGGAGUACACGGCCGGUUUUGAAACCGGUUAGUCCUUUCAAGUUUCCGGUUUUCCAGGCUGGACCCAGGGUUUGUGUAGGGAAGGAGAUGGCGUUCAUGCAGAUGAAGUACGUGGUAGGUUAUGUUUUGAGUCGGUUUGAGAUUGUAACGGUUAAUAAGGACAAGCCGGCUUUUGUUCCUCUUUUGACAGCUCAUAUGGCUGGUGGACUCAAGGUGAAGAUCAAGAGGAGGGAAGUCAUGUCACAUCCUUGACCAUGCACGCACGGUUUAAUAGAAUCAUUUAGAAAACGUACAAUGAGUGAAUUUGUAUACUAGUACGGCAAACUCGUGCAAAAAAUAUUAUCUGUAGAUUCCUAAGGCUUGAAAACAACCGGUAUUUGUUUUCACCAACCUACUAUUGUUUUAAAGAAACCAGUAAAAAUCAGAAAUUAAUAGGAGCAAUUGGGUCAGACAACCAAAUCAAAUUGGAAUGAGUAAACCGAUCACAACCAAU
Molecule: messenger RNA, 1850 nt
Organism: Brassica oleracea var. oleracea
Lineage: Eukaryota; Viridiplantae; Streptophyta; Magnoliopsida; Brassicales; Brassicaceae
Product: cytochrome P450 94B3
Exons: 1
Coding region: 89-1609 (506 amino acids)
Molecular function (GO): iron ion binding; monooxygenase activity; oxidoreductase activity, acting on paired donors, with incorporation or reduction of molecular oxygen
Source: RefSeq, a predicted model, not a curated record